GCACGGGCUUGGGACGCAAGUGCCUCGGCAUCACUGGCGGGCACGCAAUACGUCCGGGUGCGCGCACGCAGUGGAGCGCCGGGUCAGCGGUGAAGCCGGGGCCGCGGAGAGCUGGCGAGUGGGGCUGGCCCGUGUGGGAGGGUGCAGGCUGCGAGCUUCGGCCUCAUUCUGCCUCCCUUCCUCCCACGCUCGCCCUCACUUACGGCUGUCCGCCAUGGAUUAGGAGGAAGCGAUAAAAUCCACUGACCCCGGGGGCCCGGGCCCAACUGCUCGCCAUGAACAUCGACGUGGAGUUUCACAUCCGCCAGAACUACCCGUGGUCUAAACUCCCCGGCAAUGUCCGGCAGAGUCUGGGCAACUCACAGAACGAGUAUGAGAAACAAGUUCUGCUUUACAGCAUCCGCAAUCAGCUGCGUUAUAGGAGUAACCUAGUGAGAUACAUCAAGAAAGAUGAACGCAAGUACUAUGAAGAGCUGUUUAAAUAUAGCAGAGAGCAUCUCAUGCUGUAUCCGUAUCAUUUAUCUGACAUUAUGGUAAAGGGACUACGAGUUACCCCUUUUUCCUAUUAUAUAGGAAUUAUGGAGGAUAUUAUGAACAGUGAAAAAAGUUACGAUUCGUUACCUAACUUCACAGCUGCUGAUUGUCUGAGACUUCUAGGUAUUGGAAGGAAUCAGUACAUUGACCUCAUGAACCAAUGUAGAUCAUCAAAAAAAUUCUUCAGGCGGAAAACAGCUCGUGACCUGCUACCAGUGAAGCCCGUGGAGAUUACUAUUGAGCCAUGGUGGGUGGUGCAGGCUGGUUUCAUCACAGAAGAUGAUAUCAAGAUUUGUUCAGGGCCCGAGAAGAGUUCUAUUGAUAAAAUAAUUGAUUUGGGACCUCAGCUGGCUGGAAUAUUGGAACACAAUGUGGUUCUCAGUUUAUAUAACAAAGGCUUCAUUUACCUUGAUGUACCAAUAUCAGAUGACAGCUGCAUAGCAGUUCCACCAUUAGAGGGUUUUGUGAUGAACCGGGUCCAAGGUGAUUACUUUGAAACGCUUCUCUACAAGAUUUUUGUUUCUAUCGAUGAGCAUACCAAUGUUGCAGAGUUGGCGAAUGUCCUGGAAAUAGACCUGUCCCUUGUGAAGAAUGCAGUGUCAAUGUAUUGUCGACUGGGUUUUGCACACAGAAAAGGACAAGUGAUAAAUGCAGAGCAGCUUCACCCAACAUGGAGGAAUGUUCCAUCGGUGAACAGAUUAAAGUGUGCAAUGGAUCCACAGAAGAUGCUGCUCUCAUGGGAUGGGAAUGAAAGCCGGAGCCCUGUGCACGAUAUAACGUCAACAACAGACACUGAUGCAGCUAGUCAAGAUGAUGUAGCUGACUCUGCCAGCGUCAACAGUCUGAGUAUGCCCAGUGGACACACUAAGCGAAUUGCCUUCCUGUUUGAUUCAACCCUUACAGCAUUCCUAAUGAUGGGAAACCUUUCACCGAACCUAAAGAGCCAUGCUGUCACAAUGUUUGAAGUUGGGAAGUUAUCAGAUGAGUCACUGGACAGCUUCCUUGUCGAACUCGAGAAGGUUCAAAACACUGGUGAGGGGGAAGCCCAGAGGUACUUUGAUCAUGCACUAACUCUGAGAAACACUAUACUCUUCCUGCGACAUAAUAAAGAGCUGGUUGCAGAUGAUGAACAACCAAACAAUGGCUUUCCAUUAGAUCUAUUGCGUUGCGAGAGCUUGUUGGGGUUGGAUCCUGCAACUUGCAGCAGAGUCCUGAACAAGAAUUAUACUCUGUUGGUCUCCAUGGCACCACUUAGCAAUGAAAUCCGACCAAUAAGCAGCUGUACACCACAGCACAUAGGACCAGCCAUCCCAGAGGUUAGUUCAAUCUGGUUUAAACUUUAUAUCUAUCAUAUUACUGGACAAGGACCCCCAUCAUUGCUACUUUCAAAAGGAUCAAGGCUCAGAAAACUUCCAGAAAUUUUUCAGAGCUAUGAUCGAUUACUUAUAACCUCUUGGGGACAUGAUCCUGGUGUUGUUCCCACUUCAAAUGUGCUCAGCAUGCUGAAUGAUGCACUGACGCAUUCAGCUGUAUUAAUACAGGGUUAUGGUAUCCACGGUGAUGGUGAAACUGCUUAUGUUCCAUUUCCCUUUGAUGAAGCAGAGAUGAAAGGAGAAUUCUCCCGGAGUAACAUGUGUGCUCACCGAGCUUUGAAAGUGUUGAAGGCGAAAGUGGAUCUGGACCAUUUGUGUGGUUUUGUGAAUAUGCUGAACCCUCGUGUUCAGCGCACCAAUGGAAGGCAUCCUAAUGAAGACUUGGAUGAGAAAGAAGAAUUUGAAUCCCCACCUGGAUCUGAUGCUCAAGGUAGUACUGAAUCCUUUGAGUUGGUAACAGAUGAGCCCAUGGCUGACACUGUGCCCAAAAGAAUUGCCGAAGCCUCCGUAACAGAACAGGAUUGGAUUCCUCUGGAGCUCUGCUUCGGGAUUCCGCUCUUCGUUUCAGAGCUGAACAGGAGUGUCUGUCAGAAAAUUGCCACACAUCAAUUAUGUGGGAAGAAAAGCCUUCAGAAACUUUUGCAUUCCAGUAGGAAACUCUCUCUGCAGGUCCUCAGCUUUGUACAGUCAUUCCAGGAAACUGGCAACUCAGAUGGUAGUAUUACAACUUUAUUUACUCAAUCAUCAUCCGCUGAUGUCGGAGUCCCACUUCCAGCCAAGAAUCUGAUCUUCAAAGAUGGCGUUUUGUCUGAAUGGAUUGGACGGUCUCCCUCAUCUCUACGUAUUGCUAGAUUGCACAAGGACCAAACUAAUUAAACCCUUUUGUCUUGUUAAAAUACCGCUCAUCUCAAGCAAGAAUCAGAAUAGCAGUGUCUGCCUGUCUCUGCGCCUUUUUUUCUUUCUCGCCCUUUGCCUUUCUCUAUAUCUCUCUCCCUUGCCUUUCUCCCUUGCCUUUCUCUGCCUCUCUGUCAGCCUUCACCUUUCUCCCUCGCCUCUUCCCUUUCUAUUUUGCUCUUUCUCUCUUUUGCCAUUUACUCUCGCCGUUUCCCACAGGACAGCCAAGUUUUACACGCUGAUCCAAAUUGAUGUGGUUAUAUAGCACCUUAAUAAUGUUUUAAUAAAAAAAGCCUAAGGACUCUUGUGUGAUUUAAAUCUCUUGUGAAAACUGCUGAAGGAGAUGAUCACUUGGAUAACUGUAAACAGACUGGUUGCUUGUUUUGGUUUGAAGAAUAUCUUGGUGAUUUCCCCUUAACUCCCAUGUGUUGGAAAAAUAACAUUAUUUUAAAUAGGGUUGGCACAACCACUUGCCCCCUAAACCAUAAUAUCAACACAGUGAGAAGAUGAGCUUUAAUAUCCACUGCAACUCUGUGGAAUGGUGACCAAUACCUUUGCUGCAACUAUUUAGGUCAGUUUUCUGCUUUUCCUCCUGCCCAGGGAUGGUUGGAAUCAAUGUUUAGUAGCCCAGUUACAAACUGGUGAACGCUUAGUCAGGCAUAAAUGUUGGCCAUUAUCAGCACCGUGUUAACCAUAUGGAUGAAAUGGUAGAUUUUUAGUUGUUCACCCUUUGAGCUGCUGAGUGGCAGCUGCUUGGGGACAAAAAAUAUACGUUAACAUACCUCAAAUCCCAAAUCAAAUUGAAAACUACUCCAUUGCAAGUUAACAAAUUGUGCACGUGACUGAAGGAUAAUGUUGAAAUACAUUUCAAGUACCACUUUAAACUUGAGUGUUAUGCAUGGGUACAGUUUGAGAGCAAGAUCUUCAUGGUACUGAUUAUCAGUAUGUUAAAGUUUUAGCUGGUGUAUAAUGUGCUACAAAUAUUGUCUAUUACAUGCUGUCAUAAAAAUGCAGUUGAAAGGGGAAAUUGUUUUUGUUUUGUGCUGCUUUAAUUGAGAACAAAUUUAUUGACUUAAGCUGGUAUGCGAGCCACUCAAUGGCCACACCAUCUAGCUUCAUUCGUUGAUGAGUCUGCCUUGAUCUUGUGAUUUCUGAAAGAUGACAAACUGGACUCUGAUAUCAAGUAUCAACAUAUCAGUUUCACUGUAUUCAGACCCAUGUAAAAUUGUAUGAAGAUAAAUGGAGAAAGGUCUCAAUUAAGUUAAAUGUACCUUUUUUAAUGGUAGAAAUUCUGUCUAAUGUAAGGGUCUAUUUUUGCAUAACAGUAAAUAGUUUUUACUAUCGAUCUGUUGUAACUUUGGCUUCAAUAACAGUUGCAUUGAUUAUUUUGUACCUUUUUUCAGGAUCCCAUUGCUGAAAUUGAUUUGGAGGGAUUCUGAAUUUAACAGUUUUUAUUUUUAAGUUUUGCUCAUUUUUUAAAUUGGGAAAUGGUUUGGGGCAGUGAAGUGACCAAUAAAGGCUUUCUUGCAACCAACAAAACAAUGUACAAACAGCAGAUCUUUUUCUUUUGAAAUCAUUGCAAAACUGCUCUUUUAUGUGCAGUUUGAGCUGCUACUUAAAAGUCAAUUUCAUUUUUAUAAAAGUAUUAAAGUAUCUGAUGUGCAAUUGGAAGGUUCAUUAUCCAAGUGUCAUUGGCUCAUUCACUGUAUAUUGCCCUCAUCAUCUUGGUCAUGAUAAUCUGCAUCCAAGAUUGUGGAUAAUUUGUCAAGCCAAUGCCUUUUGUGGUCUGUUCUGGGAGCAGCAAUGCUGUGCAGAUGAUGCUGAAUGGCAGUGAAUCAAUUAAAUCAAUCACCAUGUACUCUCUGUACUUGUUGUCUUUUUGUAAUGAAAUUUGUAGUGAAAUUUCAAAAGUAUUCCUUGUCUCAUUUUCAUUCUGCAGUGCCCUUCAGCCUUGAGGUGCAAUGGAUGCGAGAGUUAUUAUCUUUGCAAAAAGAUUUAUGAGGUGUAAGGAUAGAAACCCUCUGAAUAAUAUAUAUAUUGAUGCCUAUAAUGGACCGUAAUGUUAGGCAAUGACCAUUUGUCUUUUUCUUACACUGCAUACUCCUACAGAUUUUCAUCUUGUUUUGCAAAAGAAAAAAGUUAAGCUACUUCAGUCAGUGAGAUUUGACCUCUUCAAUAUGGCACCUUUUUUAAAUGGUGAGACUGUUGAUUCAUGUUAAAGGCUAAUAUCUUUGGACAUUUAUUAUACAUAUUAUCUUGGAAGAAUAUAGCCAAUAAAUGUUAACAAGAUUUU
Messenger RNA from Carcharodon carcharias (great white shark), 5094 nucleotides. It is a transcript of the gene fam91a1, whose product is annotated as family with sequence similarity 91 member A1. The transcript is spliced from 24 exons. The coding region runs from base 276 to 2783 and encodes 835 amino acids. The record is from RefSeq and is a predicted model, not a curated record. Gene Ontology annotation, biological process: intracellular protein transport. Gene Ontology annotation, cellular component: trans-Golgi network; cytoplasmic vesicle. NCBI's taxonomy places the organism in Eukaryota, Metazoa, Chordata, Chondrichthyes, Lamniformes, Lamnidae.